AUGGAUAUCGAUGCCUUUGAGGAAGCUCUGAAGAAACUGCGCUUAGAGGACUUUGUUCCGUUACACUCAGCUUUUUCUACUCGAGUUCUUGGACUGAAACCUGGACAACGGGCUCUCGUUAUCAACGGCCGGAUAUUGGGCCCACUGGGACCCGAAGAGUCCUUCUCUACAGGUGACUUCCGUCUUGCUGAACAAAUCACUCUGUCAGGAGGAGCUCGUUCGAUCAGUGUCCUUCUUUCUCGCCUUUCAAAGUCUGAAACAGGGGCUUCCGGGCAUCCAGAACUCUCAGAAUUGACCUACCGCGUUCAUGCUUUGCUAAAGGCUAAUGAAGAAACUUCCUCUGAUCUUGUGACCAGCAAUGGCAUGAUUACUUACGAGGGAAUAUCUCUUGGCGAGAAUAAUCAGCGCAUGUAUUUCACUGAUCUCCCCAACCAUUUGACUGGACGGCUUCAGUGGAAACCACGAAGGGCAAUCGAUCAGCCCGUCUUCCAAAUAAUGGCUCUUAUUGACCCGGCCUCACAGUCUGCUCAACGCCUCUCCCAUGUUCUGCUGACACUCUAUGAAGCACUUCCUUGCUCUGUGCAGAUCGUUCUUAAUCCUUUUGGCUUCGCCUAA
Molecule: messenger RNA, 615 nt
Organism: Protopolystoma xenopodis
Lineage: Eukaryota; Metazoa; Platyhelminthes; Monogenea; Polystomatidea; Polystomatidae
Source: the annotation of a GenBank genome assembly